Messenger RNA from Marmota monax (woodchuck), 947 nucleotides. Its product is annotated as olfactory receptor 5M5-like. The record is from RefSeq and is a predicted model, not a curated record. The transcript has a single exon. Gene Ontology annotation, biological process: sensory perception of smell; G protein-coupled receptor signaling pathway. The coding region runs from base 12 to 947 and encodes 311 amino acids. Lineage: Eukaryota; Metazoa; Chordata; Mammalia; Rodentia; Sciuridae. Gene Ontology annotation, cellular component: membrane. Gene Ontology annotation, molecular function: G protein-coupled receptor activity; olfactory receptor activity; odorant binding.
AAGAAAACAAAAUGGCAAGAAGCAAUCGAACCACAGUGACAGAAUUUGUCCUCAUGGGAUUCACAGACCAUCCAGAGCUUCAGCUCCCCCUCUUUGUGAUGUUCCUGGUAAUCUAUCUCAUCACCCUAGUGGGAAACCUUGGCCUGAUCCUGCUCAUCAAGGCGGAUUCACGCCUCCACACCCCCAUGUACUAUUUUCUCAGUCACCUGGCAUUCAUUGAUCUUUGUUAUUCGUCUUCCAUUGGACCCAAGAUGCUGCAGAAUUUAUUGGUGAAGAAAAAAACUAUUUCCUUUUCUGGCUGUUUUGCUCAGCUGUACUUCUCUAGUGCUUUUGCAACUACCGAAUGCUUCCUUUUGGCUACAAUGGCCUAUGACCGCUACAUGGCCAUCUGCAACCCUCUGAUUUACACAGCCAUUAUGACACAGCGGGUCUGCAAGGAGUUGGUGAUAGGAGUCUACACCUAUGGCUUCCUGAACUCUGUGAUACAAACCGUCCUGACUUUCCAGUUGUCUUUCUGCGACUCCAAUAUGAUCCUCUACUUCUACUGUGCUGACCCUCCUCUUCUUGCCCUUUCCUGCUCUGAUACCCACAACAAAGAGAAGCAGCUCCUGAUCUUCUCUGCAGUGAAUCUCAUUGGAUCCCUCCUGAUGGUCCUCAUCUCCUAUAUCUGCAUCCUCUUCUCUAUUUUAAAAAUCCAGUCUUCCGAGGGCAAGUGCAAAGCAUUUUCCACCUGCGCCUCCCACCUCACUGUGGUCACCAUCUUUUACGGGACAUUAUUUUUCAUGUACCUGCAGCAACCGAAAGCAGAGAAUUCGUGGAAAUACAACAAAGUGAUCUCUGUGUUUUGUAGUCUUGUGAUUCCCAUGCUUAACCCUCUGAUCUACAGCCUGAGGAACACAGAAGUAAAAAACACCCUGAAAAAAAUGCUAGAGGGCAAAGAAUCAUAA